Ruditapes philippinarum (Manila clam) is the source of this 1035-nucleotide messenger RNA. RefSeq names its product nascent polypeptide-associated complex subunit alpha, muscle-specific form-like. The record is from RefSeq and is a predicted model, not a curated record. The transcript has 4 exons. Lineage: Eukaryota; Metazoa; Mollusca; Bivalvia; Venerida; Veneridae. The annotation marks the transcript as partial.
AGACUCGGAUCGCAAUAUGAUGACAUUUUCAGCAAUUUAUGAACAUAUACACUAUUUAAGCAAUGUUUUGAUACAAUCUAAUUGACAUAUAAGAUAUUUUUUAUUCAGCAUUGUUACUGGAAAAGUCACAGGUUUAAAAUGGCAACCAGAAGAUCCAGACUACAGGUCAAACCAAAUAUCCUUGGGGGACCUAAGGGACCAGGACAAAAAUCAGUGCCAAAGCCAUCUGGUAAAGACUCAAGUAAAGAAAGUGAGGCAGGAGCAGAAACUGACAUUAGUAAGCACACCAAAAAGGACAGUUUAACAAACACUCCAAAUGAAAAUAGUAGUAAAGAUGAAGCUGAGAAAGUUGAAUUACAGACAACAUCUGUUCUUUCAGAUAUAAACAAAGAGGAAUCUGAUGAUAAAAAUCUUGAAACAGAAAGUAAAAGUGCCAAUGCCAACAAAACUGAUAUACCAGCUCUGCCAACAAGAGCCAGACUAAGGAAGUUUGGAAAAGUUAAUAUUUCAGCUGCUAGAGGCACUAAGCCUGAACCCCAGGAGGUAAAAGCUUCAGAAGUACAACCUAAAGAAACUAAAUCAGAAAAUCUUGAGUGCAAAUUAGAGAGUGUGACAAAUGAAGGAAAAGAAGAGACUAAUAAAGAAAAGAACAAUACAGAUGAUGGAUCUAAAACAAAUUCAGUUAUACAGAGAAGGUCAAGGUUUCCCAAGGCAAAACCUAACCUUGCUGAUGCAGGUAGAAGGAGAAUAAAGGAACCAGCAAACAAAGAAGGAGCAUCAAAUGCUAGUGUCAGCGAGUCACCAAAGAAAAUUCCAGAGAUACUUGUAACUGAGCCAUCCAUACAGGAGUUGAAGUCUAACAAGAACAAACCAGAGACCUCAGAAUCAUUACCCAGCACCCUUACCCUGACACAGCUACAGCCAAAACCUCCAGCAACUCCCAUUAGUAGUAUACUGAAGUCUCCAUUAAAACACCCUACACCAACGAUUCCAGUGUCACCAGAAAAAAAGGCCAGGACAUUUAGUACUUCAGAG